AGGAUGUUUUCUUUUGGACUGUUUUCAGUCCCAGACCAGACCAGACCAGACUUAAACAGACCAGACCAGACCAGACCAGACUUAAACAGACCAGACCAGACCAGACCAGACUUAAACAGACCAGACCAGACCAGACCAGACCAGACCAGACCAGACCAGACUUCCGUAGUUAUAAAAUACACAGAGACCAGACGUUUACCAGACCAGACCAGACCAGUUCAGACCAGACCAGACCAGACCAGACUUAAACAGACCAGACCAGACCAGACCAGACUUAAACAGACCAGACCAGACCAGACCAGCAAAUUUCAGUCCAAAAGAAAACAUCC
Molecule: messenger RNA, 329 nt
Organism: Cuscuta epithymum
Lineage: Eukaryota; Viridiplantae; Streptophyta; Magnoliopsida; Solanales; Convolvulaceae
Source: the annotation of a GenBank genome assembly